AUGAAAUAUCGACGUGAUGACGGGGAGCUUCUUGAGGAUCCUACUAUCUAUCGAAAGUUGGUUGGUAGUCUUAUCUAUCUGACCAUCACCCGACUAGACAUCUCUUAUGAUGUUUACACUAUCAGCAAGUUCAUGCAAGCCCCGAGGCAUCUCCAUCUAUUUGCUGUCCGCCGCAUCAUUUGCUACAUUCUUAGCACACCUAGUUGUGGCUUAUUCUUCCCUACAGGUUCUUCCCUUCAGCUCCAAGUCUAUAGUGACGCUGAUUGGGCCGAUUGCCCAGACACCAGGAAAUCUACUAUUGGCUAG
This is a messenger RNA of Prunus armeniaca (apricot), 306 nucleotides long. Lineage: Eukaryota; Viridiplantae; Streptophyta; Magnoliopsida; Rosales; Rosaceae. The record is from the annotation of a GenBank genome assembly.